AUGAGAAAUGUGCCUACUGCAAUAGCAGGUAGAAAACAAUUAAAACAUAAAAGCAGAUUGUACGAUCUUCCUCGAACAAAUAAUGAAGUCGAUAUUAAUGAUUAUAAUCCUGGUAUUCUUACUGCAUGGGAAGGAAAUAUGGAUAUACAAUUUAUUGGUGAAAAGUCGACAUUGCUCACUUGGUACGUUACCAAAUAUUUGAAUAAAGCAGCAAAAAGUGAGUUAUCUGAUUUUGAUCUUGCAAAUUGUAAGAAUGAUAUAAAUAAAUCAUUGGCAAGUGUUCUUUGGAAUUUUGCUUUACGAUCCAUAAGCAGUAGAGAAUGUGGAGCUUUUGAAGCUGCUGAUAUGUUGCUAGGUAUUCCUUUAUAUGGGACUGAUCGCAAUACGACGAUUAAAUGGUUAGAUGUUAAUUCCAUACGGCAGAGGAAAUUAAAAAAUCGUAAAGAAAUUGAAGCUCUUGAUGGUGAAUCUACAGAUAUAUUUUAUCCAUCUGUAAGAGAUAAUUAUUAUCCCAAUAGACCAGAAGAAUUAGAAUCUGUGUCUCUUUAUGAAUUCGUACAAUGGCAUAAUGUUAAUAAUCGACCGGAAGAAUAUUUCUUUUCUUUACUGCUUAUGUUUAAACCAUGGCGGAAAUUAGAGGAUCUUAGAGAUAGUUGUGAUACUUAUGCGGAAUCGUUUCAUAAAGUAAAACUGCAUCUUACAAAGGCAUUGCAAUACCAUGAAAAACUAGAAGAAUUAAAAAAAGCAUUUGAAACUGCGCAAGAGUUAGUUCGGCAAUUACUAGAUGAAGAAUUACAAAAAAACGUGUCUCAGGAUGACCCUGACAAUCCGAUAGGCGUUCAAAAUAUAGAAGCUGGUGAAGCAAUGCAAGAUUUUAGAGAUCUUGGCAAUAAAAUAGAUGAGACAAUUAAUGUGUCAGAUAAUUCGAUAUUACGGUUGUAUGUUAGCGGAGAAGGUAGAACUGGAAAGAGUUUCUUAAUUAAAACCAUUAAAUGUUGGAUAAAACAAUAUCUCAAUAAAGAUACCGCUGUAGCGGCACCUACUGGCAUAGCAGCGUUUAAUAUAGACGGUUUGACAGUUCAUAGAUUGCUUCAAUUACCUGUUGAACAUGGUCAUAUUCCAAAGUAUAAACCAUUGUCUGAUCAUGUGUUAAAAGUUUUACGAGCAGAUCUCAAGGAUGUUGUUCUUUUUGUGAUUGAUGAAGUGUCAAUGAUAUCUAAUUUGACUUUAAUGUAUAUACAUCUUCGAUUGUCUGAAAUAUUUAAUACUAACGAUUGUGAAGACGGUCGGUUCGGUCAAAAGCACAUUCUUUUAUUUGGCGAUCUGCUACAAUUACCUCCUGUACAUGACGAUCCUGUUUUUGUACGAUUACCAAAUGACAAAAUUGAUAAAUGUAUCGGUUCUUUAACUGCUGUUAAUUUGUGGACUACAUUAUUUGAUUAUGAUGAGUUGACGAUCAAUAUGCGUCAGCAAGGGGAUGACUCUUAUCGACAGUUGUUGUCAAGAAUUCGUAUUGGUUUAUUGACAAAUUCUGAUUGCGAGAUUCUUGAAAAUCGAAAAAUAUCGUUUAAAGGUGAUUCUUUUGAAUCUAGAUUAAACGAAUUAUGUAAUUUCAUUAAUGAGUUUUCGUCGGAUUGUUUGUUGCCUACUCGUCGUAUGUGUGAUGUUCUUAAUGCUGCAAUGUUAAAUCGCAUUGUUUCGAAAGAGAUAUUAUUAAUUGCCGAAGACACGAUUGACUGUAUUCCAUAUGUGAGAAAGAAAGUAUCGAAAGUAUUAUCGAGUAAUGAUGAUGAUAAUUCUAAAACUGCUGGACUUUCAAAAGAAAUUGUAAUUAAGAUUGGAGCAAAAGUUAUGAUAAGGCGUAAUAUUGAUGCUACCUUAGGUCUUGUGAAUGGUACAAUAGCUGAGGUAAUUUCAGUUGUACAAGAUACGUCUACCGAUCAUGUAGAAAAAAUAAAGCUUCUUUUACCAUCGGAAUUAGAAUAUUUCAUUGAAAAAGUGAGCGUUAAAUUUGAAGUGGUGGAUAGAGCGUUUGUUACUAGAAAACAAUUUCCAUUGUGUCUGAGUUAUGGAAUCACCAUUCAUAAAAGUCAAGGAUUGAGCUUACAAAGUGCUAUUAUGGACAUAGGCAACUCUAUAUUUAAUUGCGGUCAAGUUUAUGUUGCAUUAUCACGAGUAACGUCUCUAAAAGGGUUGCAUUUAAUUAACUAUGAUCCUUCAUCAGUAACAGCUGAGGAAAAAGCUAUUCGAGAAUAUAAUCAACUAAGAAAUAAGUACAAACCAGAAGCAGAAAUAAUUACUCUUGCAAAAGAACGCUAUCGCAAAACAAUGUUUCAUGUUAUGCAAAUGCAGCAUUACAAUGUCUAA
This is a messenger RNA of Ooceraea biroi (clonal raider ant), 2367 nucleotides long. Its product is annotated as ATP-dependent DNA helicase PIF1-like. The record is from RefSeq and is a predicted model, not a curated record. Gene Ontology annotation, molecular function: DNA helicase activity. Lineage: Eukaryota; Metazoa; Arthropoda; Insecta; Hymenoptera; Formicidae. Gene Ontology annotation, biological process: DNA repair; telomere maintenance.